GAACCAAAGUCCCUUCCCUCAGUAAGAUUACGUUCAGGUUGUGGAAGGUAGACAAGUGUCUCAGGGUUGGGUUUUCCUGAAGCAGACGCUGAGAUGGAGUUUGGGGAACAAGAUGUUUAUUUGGGAUCAACACGGUGAACAGAAGGGGGUGGAAGCAGCAUUGGGCCGAGGAAGAAGUUGAACUGUGUUGCAGAUUUGACAUGACAGAGCCCCCACCAGCCUGUGGAGACCUCUGGAGUGAGGUGGAUUCCCUGGCAGAGGUUCCGGCACUGAGCGAUGACCUCACUCCUUUCAGGUGUGUUACCAGGUGCGGCUGCCCCAGGAAGGGUGCGGCCUCCGGCAGGAAGCUCUCUGCACUAAGGCUGACCAGCUGACCCCGAGGAGCUGGGCCCUGGAGCCCGUCUACCUGCAGCUGCUCUGCGGGUCUUAGCAGUGGAUCUUCCCGUCUAUCACAGUCGGAGCUGCCGUGGGGAGAGCAGCUGCUCUCCGUAGCCAGGCAUGCUGUGGUCGGCUCUGCCCAGCCGUGGAACAGAAACAUUUGCUGGAUGGAAAAUCCAUAAAAGAAAGCUCCUGUGAAAGCCUGAGACAGACGAUAACUUAAGCAAAAUCAGAUAUAUUCGGGCUGCCUGACCUCAUUGAGUGAUUGCUAUUAAUUAACAAGACUUGGUGGGAAAAGGGAAAUUGCCUUCUGAGCUUUGUACCAAAGACCUGGGAAAACUCCUCUACAUUUCUGACAGUACAAAUGAGAUAGUUGAAACAUUCCUAAAACAAAACAAGACAGAAAAGAACUAUACUCUAGAAGUUCCAUAGAAGCGUUAAACACUUAAACAUCUCAGUCUUUCCUGAGUACUUGGAGACUGCCGAGGCCCCUGAUAAUGUGCUGACUGGUCGCUAUGGGCAGACGGUACCCAGAGGCUCACUGUUAUCCAGGCAGCUCAUAUUUCAGAUUAUAACCUAUUUCCUGCACCAUUGCUGACGUCCAGUGACCCAUGUCAGAAGUACUUCCAGCUGACUCAGGUGUAGACACUUUGGCAGUGUUUAUGGCCAGCAGCGGAACGACAGACGUCACGAAUCGGAAUAGCCCGGCCACACCACCAAACACCCUUAAUCUCCGUUCCUCCCACAAUGAACUGUUGAACGCUGAAAUAAAACACACAGAAACCAAGAACAGCACACCCCCGAAAUGCAGGAAAAAAUAUGCACUAACUAACAUCCAGGCGGCAAUGGGCCUCUCGGAUCUGGCCGCACAGCCCCUGCUGGGAAAUGGCUCUGCCAACAUCAAGCUGGUGAAAAAUGGAGAGAACCAGCUCCGGAAGGCUGCAGAACAAGGGCAGCAGGACCCCAACAGAAACGUCAGCCCCACUGCAGUCAUCAACAUAACUUCUGAGAAGUUAGAGGGUAAAGAGCCCCACCCACGGGAUUCCACGGGCUGCGAGAUUUUACCCUCCCAGCCCCGAAGAACCAAGAGCUUCCUGAAUUACUAUGCAGAUCUGGAAACCUCAACCAGAGAACUCGAGCAGAACUUGGGCAACCAGCAUGGGGCUGUGGAAGAGAAGGUCCAGCCAGGCCAGAGCCAGGCCUCCACCGUCGUCGGGAAUGGCGACUUACUGCUGCAGAAACCAAACAAACCCCAGUUCAGCCCUGAAGAUGGCCAGAUAGCCACCAUUUCAUCCAGCCCAGAGACCAAGAAGGAUCAUCCUAAAACAGGGGCCAAAACCGAUUGUGCACUCCACCGGAUCCAGAACCUGGCACCGAGCGACGAGGAGUCCAGCUGGACGACCCUGUCCCAAGACAGUGCCUCCCCCAGCUCCGCAGAUGAGACAGCAGAUAUAUGGACUGAUCACUCCUUUCAGACUGAUCCGGAUUUGCCACCUGGCUGGAAAAGAAUCAGUGACAUCGCUGGGACCUAUUAUUGGCACAUACCAACAGGGACGACUCAGUGGGAACGCCCUGUCUCCAUCCCAGCAGAUCUUCAGGGUUCUAGGAAAGGGUCCCUUAGUUCUGUAACGCCAUCUCCCACCCCAGAGAACGAGAAACAGCCAUGGAGUGAUUUUGCUGUUCUGAAUGGGGGAAAGAUUAAUAGUGACAUUUGGAAGGAUUUGCAUGCAGCCACAGUCAACCCGGACCCCAGUUUAAAAGAGUUUGAAGGAGCAACACUGCGCUAUGCAUCCUUGAAACUCAGAAAUGCCCCACAUGCUGAUGAUGAAGAUUCUUGUAGUAUCAACAGUGACCCAGAAGCUAAGUGUUUUGCUGUGCGCUCUCUGGGGUGGGUGGAAAUGGCGGAGGAGGACCUCGCCCCUGGCAAGAGUAGUGUUGCCGUCAACAACUGCAUCAGGCAGCUUUCUUACUGCAAAAAUGACAUCCGUGAUACAGUCGGCAUUUGGGGAGAGGGGAAGGACAUGUACCUGGUCCUGGAGAAUGACAUGCUGAGCCUGGUGGACCCCAUGGACCACAGUGCGCUCCACACGCAGCCCAUCGCCAGCAUCCGCGUGUGGGGCGUGGGCCGCGACAACGGCCGAGAUUUUGCUUAUGUAGCAAGAGACAAAGACACAAGAAUUUUGAAAUGUCAUGUAUUUCGAUGUGACACACCAGCAAAAGCCAUUGCCACAAGUCUCCACGAAAUCUGUUCCAAGAUCAUGGCCGAACGGAAGAACGCCAAAGCCCUGGCCUGCAGCUCCCUGCAGGAAAGGGCCCACGUGAACCUCGACGUGCCCCUGCAAGUAGAUUUUCCAACACCAAAGACUGAGCUGGUCCAGAAGUUCCACGUGCAGUACUUGGGCAUGCUACCUGUGGACAAACCAGUCGGAAUGGAUACCCUGAACAAUGCCAUAGAAAGUCUUACGACCUCGUCCAGCAAGGAGGACUGGCCUUCGGUGAACAUGAACGUGGCCGAUGCUACUGUGACUGUCAUCAGUGAGAAGAAUGAAGAGGACAUCCUGGUGGAGUGUCGGGUGCGAUUCCUGUCCUUCAUGGGCGUCGGGAAGGAUGUGCAUACGUUUGCCUUCAUCAUGGACACUGGGAACCAGCACUUUGAGUGCCACGUUUUCUGGUGCGAGCCUAAUGCCGGUAACGUGUCCGAGGCGGUGCAGGCCGCCUGCAUGUUACGAUACCAGAAGUGCUUGGUAGCCAGGCCGCCUUCACAGAAAGUUCGACCACCUCCUCCACCAGCAGACUCUGUGACCAGGAGAGUCACAACCAAUGUAAAACGAGGGGUCUUAUCCCUCAUUGACACUUUGAAACAGAAACGCCCUGUCACAGAAACGCCGUAGCUGCAUAUGUGAAAGGAUCCUGUAAUAUUUACUGAAGAUUGAAUAGCUACACUAAAGAAGAGGAGCUGAUCUCUGGCCUUCCAUUCAGUUGCUGAUGCUUUGUCUUCAGAGAUUAAUAACCUAACCAAACAGUGUUAGACAAGCAUGUUCUCUCGUCUUGCCACCGUUGUGUGAUAUGAAAAGAAGCAUGACUAAUUUUUUUUGCUGUAAGUUACAUCAUGAGCAGUGGAAGCUCCCUUUCUUAUUGUAAAUAUCGUGAACAUUAUGUAACUUCACACACACAGGGAAGAAUGUGGCCACACCCCUCCCAGUGAAGCAGCUGAGUCCUUGGAGUGAAUGACACCUGGGUUAGUUUCAUUGUCUUCUUGACUGGAUCUAUCACAAGCAACUUUUAAGUCCUACAGCACUUUGCCCUGUUUUCAACAUUGGAGUAGACACUGCAUACCGGAUACCACUGAAUUGCUGUAAAAACAGGAUGAUGAGUUUUUGUUUUAGUUUUUCAUAAAAUCGAACCUUUGGUUGACAAAAUUGGCUGUUGGCAUCAGUAUAGAAACCAACUGGCAACUUUCCUUGACGAGCUCUUUGACACAUGGACACCAUUUCAUGUCUACAGCUGUUUGGGGGAUGUUGGGAAAAAAAGUGAAGCUUCAAAAUUGAAAAACUAAAUUUCAGAAAUUAAAACAAAAAGAGCCUUUCUGUUCAGAUGGUUUUCAAACUGAUUAUUAAGAAAAAGAAAGAGAUUAACAAAAUCAUAAUGCAUUUUGGGUGGGACAUAUUUCAAACUUCUGCCUUAUACUGUACAAUGCAGCUAGAGAAUUAUAGUUCACUAUGGCCAUUCUCUACAUAAACAUUAAAAUGAAAUAUUCCUCGUAAGCCUUUCAUCCUUAGUUUGAUAAUUAGCCAAUAUGCAACUUGGAGUUGAGGAAAUGUCAUUUAUAUUUUAGAUCUCCACCACCACGUUGUUUUCCACCUCCUACGUAAAUGUUCUGCUAGGAUUCUGCAUCUAGCUCAAUCUUACCUUAAUGCUUUUUGCCCAGAAAGCUGUCUGUCCAUCAUGUAAUGUCCAUGGCAACAAACUUCAUUAAAUUGAACCUUUCUGAAUUUAUGUAUUUAAUAUUAAAAUUUGUUGGACUCUAGAUAUAUUUUUUAAUUUAUAUUUUUUCCAUUUAUUUUCAAGAUUUAAAAAUUUCAUAUCAGAGCAAAAUAUACAUAGGAACAAAGGACUAUUUAACAGGCUUCCCAAAAACAGCACUUUUCUGCUUCUCUAUCUAUAGAUGAGAGACUUAGCUGUAAAGAUAAACAGAUUUAGACACCUGUUGAUAAUGUUUUAAAGAAGAAGUUGCUAAGAAGCUCAAUCUAAACAUUAGUUUUGUUUACUUUUCAGUGAUAAAAUUAUCAUUUUACAACAUUGUUGUAAAAGUAAUGCUUUAUGUUUAUCUACUGCUAUGUAUGUGUCAAAAUGGUUUCCACAUUCUUAUCGUCACAUUUGAGCCUUAUAAGGUAGAGAAGGUACUAAACACAUUUGAGAAAUAAAAAAUAUGAAUUAAAGAGGCUCAGUCACCUAGCCUAAGAUCUCAAGAAAGUUAGUGAGAAAGCCAGAACUAGGACCCAUGCUUCUCAACUCCCAGUUAUUAAGUUAUGCUGCUUCCACACCAGUCAGGAGGAGUCUUUCUUUCCAAAAUUACUCUGGGCAUAUCCAGUUAUUGUCAGGCAAUCUUAGGAUUCCCUGUAUAAGAGGGGAAGUAUGUCCAAAUUACUCAUGCUGUGAUUUAAAACCAUUGCCCGCUCUCAGUUUUCCUGCAGUGUGCCUCAAAUGUGUUGUAGAGGACAGGAUUCUACAUGCAGCACAUCCUGUUCAACCCACAAGACUAUCCAGAGAUGAUGUUACAUGUGGUAGAAAUAUUCCUAACUCAUGAUACUUAGCCACCAGAGAACAUGAUGGAAUGAGUAGGUGGCCUCCUGCCUCUGUUCCCUCUCAGAAUUCUGGAAUUGUUUGCUAGCACCCUAGUGUUAUGACAAAAGAGAGGCCACUCUAGAAAUGGAUUAUACUUCUCACCAGCCUAUAUACUAUUCCACUAAAGAAGUUACCAGUGACAUCCUAAGAAAUUACUGCAUUAAGAAAAUCCUUACUGUGCCCUUCGAAAAGCUGUUCAAAAUUCAAUCUUGAUGAUCUUUCAUCUUGACCUCCACAGUGAAACAAACAUUUUAGUGUGAUAAACUUCAAAAUUCUUUAAAAAGUGAUCCACUUUUAUAUUGGACAUCUCUACCAGAACCCAUUCAUUUUUUUUUUAAGGCAUACAUAUGUUUUCAGGAUCAAGAAUACUGAGCUAGCGUUAAGUAGCAAACUGAUUUAUAUAUGCAAUUAUAGGAUGCAUUAAGAUGAAUGAUAGCCUUUACAUACUGAAAACUUUACUGCAGAUACUUUGUUUUAAAAAUAGCUUUGCAUACUAAAUGCAAUUAAUUUUAUAAAAUUAAUUAUGUUAAGCCGUAUGUUCAGACACUUUCUGCCAUGGCCAAAAACUAUGUAUGAAAGUAUGUGUGUAUUUUCUGUGAAAGGAUGCUAGUGUUUUACCUGAUAUUGUAGUGACACUUCAGUUAUCUAUGCAUUCUUUGUAUCUGUGAUUUGGUAAACAGGCAGCCAUGUUCACUAUGCCUUGUAUGUCUUAUCAUUUUUUUAAUUAACCUGUUAAAUACAGCUUAAAAUAUUUUUAUUUUAUUUAUUCUAUUUUUACUGAAAUAUACUGCAUUAUUGUGUUAAUGUAUUAUCUUUACUGGAUAUUAUCUCUCAAUGUAUCCAGGUCUAAGUAAUCUCAGUGAACUAUACAUUGCCUAAAAGGUGGUUUUGUAAUGAUUUGUAGUCACAUUUUUAUUGGAAUAUGUAUAAGAAAAGGCAAAAUACUUAAAAGUUCCUUUUAUUUUUUAAAAGCAGCUAGAUAGACGCAUACUUACCAACUCACAUAUGUGCUCCUUGGCCGCAUCAAGGGGAAUAGCCAACAUGCCUAUGGCUAAAAACUUUACUUCGCAAACUUAAAGCACUGCUUGGUGCUUCGUUUUUAUAUCCUUCACCACACGUGUGAGCUCAUCUAAGAGACAGACACAUGUCCUCCUGCCCUUUGUUUACACCUGGAUAUAUGAUCACCCAUAGCUAAUUAGGACCAUUGUUUUUGUUUGUGUCUGUCUUACUGCAUGAAGCGACAUUAGACCCAUUUCCAUUAAAAUAAGCUCUUGGUGAUAAACUGUUGGCACUGCUACUUUUUAAAAAAUUCCACUUUAUGAUUUUAUGACGAACAUUUGUACGAUUCUACACAAGGUCAUUUACUAGAAGCCCUAAAUCUUUCCUCCUCUUCUUAUAUGACACACACUCAUUUCAUAAGCAUUGCAACACAAACUCAAGAUGAUAUCAUAAACAAUGUGAGAAACAACAUCUCCCUAACUGAUACUAGCACAGCUUAACUAGUAAAAGCAUUAGCUCUCUAGUUUGCCAGGCUUACUUAACCCAAUACACAGCUAACGUGUGUUAUACAGCCAGUAAAAUGUUUAUUUCAGCUUCAGGGAAAAGAUACUGCUCACACUUUAUCAGUGAGAGUGCUCCCUGCCAUCCAAAGCAGCUUGUUUAUCCCAAAAGAACAUUUGGUUUUGCUUUCUGCCCCUUUUGCUGUUGACCGCUUUUACACAUUUAAAUGUAAUAUGUUGUGAGAAUAAACUUAGCUGCGUAAAA
Eubalaena glacialis (North Atlantic right whale) is the source of this 6987-nucleotide messenger RNA. RefSeq names its product amyloid beta precursor protein binding family B member 2 (gene APBB2). Gene Ontology annotation, biological process: regulation of DNA-templated transcription. Bases 990 to 3269 code for a protein of 759 amino acids. Gene Ontology annotation, molecular function: amyloid-beta binding; transcription factor binding. Lineage: Eukaryota; Metazoa; Chordata; Mammalia; Artiodactyla; Balaenidae. The record is from RefSeq and is a predicted model, not a curated record. Gene Ontology annotation, cellular component: cytoplasm; nucleus. The transcript has 19 exons.